GGUGAUCAAUGUGAUCAAUGUAAACCGGGAACUUUCGGUUUAAAUAUUGAUUAUUCAUUGGGAUGUUAUACAUGUUUUUGUUUUCCAACUGGUUUAUCAUCACGAUGUAGUCAAUUGACAGGUUAUCGUUCUGUUCCAGGAAAAGUUAAUGGAGUUGAA
This is a messenger RNA of Schistosoma turkestanicum, 159 nucleotides long. The record is from the annotation of a GenBank genome assembly. NCBI's taxonomy places the organism in Eukaryota, Metazoa, Platyhelminthes, Trematoda, Strigeidida, Schistosomatidae.